GAUUAAUGCUGGCGUGUACAGUGGUAGCAUUGUGGCGGGAAGUAUCGGAAACCAGGGUUUUCGGUUCCGGCAACGAGGAGUACAGCUUCCUCAUUUGAAACACGAAACGCUACAAGUCUUCCAAUUACAACAAGAUUGAAGCUCACGAAGCAUCAUUUUCAUCCACAGCCAUGUACCGGGUGGCUACACGAAACGUCGUUUCUAUCCCUCGGUGGCGUUUUUUGGCUCUUUUGAUUGGCUUCCCUCCGCGCAACUUCACCUCAUUUACUCACUCACCGACGUUUUUUGAAAGGCAACAGCUUGAAAAGUUGCACAUUGGGAAAGUGAGAAAAUAUUCGGGAGGAACCAUCAAUGCUGCUAAGAAGGUUAAGGAUAUUAAUAAUGUCCAAGACGAUAAGUUCCUUUCUCACAUUUUAUGGUGGAAAGAGAUGGUAGAAUCAUGCAAGAAGCCGUCAUCUGUCCAGCUGGUUAAGAGGCUUGACUUUUCCAAUUUGCUAGGUUUAGAUAUUAACCUGAAAAAUGGGAGUCUUAAAGAAGGAACUCUUAACUGUGAGAUUCUACAGUUCAAGGCAAAGUUUCCUCGAGAAGUUUUGCUCUGUAGAGUAGGAGACUUUUAUGAAGCAAUUGGAAUAGAUGCUUGCAUACUUGUGGAAUAUGCUGGUUUAAAUCCUUUUGGAGGUCAGCGUAUGGAUAGUAUUCCAAAAGCUGGUUGCCCCGUUGUGAAUCUUCGUCAAACCUUGGAUGAUCUGACAAAUAAUGGGUUCUCAGUGUGCAUAGUGGAAGAAGUUCAGGGCCCAAUGCAAGCUCGUUCUCGCAAAGGACGCUUUAUAUCUGGGCAUGCACACCCAGGCAGUCCUUAUGUCUUUGGGCUUGUUGGGGUUGAUCACGAUCUUGACUUUCCAGAACCAAUGCCUGUGGUUGGAAUAUCUCGAUCUGCAAGGGGCUAUUGCAUAAACCUCGUCAUAGAGACCAUGAAGACAUAUUCGUCAGAGGAUGGUUUGACAGAAGAGGCCUUGGUUACUAAAUUGCGCACUUGUCGGUACCAUCAUUUAUUUCUUCACACUUCAUUGAGGAACAACUCCUCAGGCACUUGUCGCUGGGGUGAAUUUGGUGAGGGUGGCCGGCUAUGGGGGGAAUGUAAUUCCAGACAUUUUGAGUGGUUCGAUGGAAAUCCGCUUGAUAAUCUUUUGUUUAAGGUUAAAGAGCUUUAUGGUCUUGAUGAUGAAGUUAAAUUUAGGAAUGUAACAAUAUCGUCAGAGAAUAAGCCACAGCCAUUAACAUUAGGAACUGCAACACAGAUUGGUGCCAUACCAACAGAGGGAAUACCUUGUUUAUUGAAGGUGUUGCUUCCAUCAAAUUGUGCUGGCCUUCCUGCAUUGUAUAUUAGGGAUCUUCUUCUCAAUCCUCCUGCUUAUGAAACUGCGACCACUAUUCAAGCAACAUGCAGACUUAUGAGCAAUGUCACAUGUGCAAUUCCAGACUUCACUUGCUUUCCGCCAGCCAAGCUUGUGAAGUUAUUGGAAAUGAGGGAGGCCAAUCAUAUUGAAUUCUGUAGAAUGAAGAAUGUACUUGACGAAAUACUACACAUGCAUAAAAAUUGUGAGUUAAACAAUAUCCUGAAAUUGUUGAUGGGUCCUGCAUCUGUGGCAACUGGGUUGAAAAUUGACUAUGAUACGUUUGUCAACGAAUGUGAAUGGGCUUCCAGUAGAGUUGACGAAAUGAUUUUUCUUGGUAGUGAAAGUGAAAGUGAUCAGAAAAUCACUUCUUAUCCUAUCAUUCCUAAUGAUUUUUUCGAGGAUAUGGAAUCUUCUUGGAAAGGGCGUGUGAAGAGGAUUCACAUUGAAGAAUCGUGUACAGAAGUUGAAAGGGCAGCUGAAGCACUCUCCCUUGCAGUUAUUGAAGAUUUUAUCCCAAUCAUUUUAAGAAUCAAGGCUAUGACUGCACCACUAGGAGGUCCAAAGGGAGAAAUAUUGUAUGCUCGGGAGCAUCAAUCUGUCUGGUUCAAAGGAAGACGGUUUGCACCAGCUGUAUGGGCUGGAAGCCCCGGAGAAGAAGAAAUUAAACAAUUGAAACCUGCUCUUGAUUCAAAGGGGAAAAAGGUUGGGGAGGAGUGGUUUACCACGAAAAAAGUGGAGGAUGCUCUAACAAGGUACCAAGAGGCCAAUACCAAGGCAAAAGCAAAAGUAGUGGAUCUGCUGAGGCAACUUUCUUCCGAAUUGCUAGCUAAAAUUAACGUCCUAAUCUUUGCUUCCAUGUUACUCAUAAUCGCCAAGGCAUUAUUUGCUCAUGUGAGUGAAGGGAGGAGGAGGAAAUGGGUUUUUCCCACCCUUGCUGCACCCAGUGAUAGGUCCAAGCAGGGCAUAAAAUCAGUGGAGGGGAAAGUUGGGAUGAAGCUGGUUGGACUAUCUCCCUAUUGGUUUGAUGUCGUAGAAGGCAAAGCUGUGCAAAAUACUAUUGAGAUGGAAUUGUUAUUUCUUUUGACUGGUCCAAAUGGGGGUGGAAAAUCUAGUUUGCUUCGAUCCAUUUGUGCUGCUGCUUUGCUUGGGAUAUGUGGAUUUAUGGUGCCAGCAGAGUCCGCCGUGAUUCCCCACUUCGACUCAAUUAUGCUUCAUAUGAAAUCUUUUGAUAGUCCUGCUGAUGGAAAAAGUUCAUUUCAGGUGGAAAUGUCGGAGAUGAGAUCUAUCAUUGGUAGAGUAACGGAAAGAAGUCUUGUACUUGUAGAUGAAAUCUGUCGUGGAACAGAAACAGCAAAAGGAACUUGUAUUGCUGGGAGCAUUAUUGAAGCUCUUGAUAAAGUAGGCUGUCUUGGUAUCGUCUCCACUCACUUGCAUGGAAUAUUCAAUUUGCCUUUAGAUACCAAAAACACUGUGUACAAAGCAAUGGGAACCAUUUCUGCUGAUGGACGAACGGUUCCCACUUGGAAGUUGAUUAGUGGAAUAUGUAGAGAGAGCCUUGCAUUUGAAACAGCAAAGAAUGAAGGAAUCUCUGAAGCUAUAAUUCAGAGGGCCGAAGAUUUGUAUCUCUCAAAUUAUGCUAAAGAAGGCAUUUCAGGAAAAGAGAAAACAGAUUUGAACUUUUUUGUUUCUUCUCAUGCAAGCCUUAACGGUAAUGGAAAAUCCCAUCUCAAGUCAAAUGGUGUUAUAGUAGAAGCUGAUCAGCCAAAAACAGAGGCAACUAGCAAAACAGGUGUCUUGUGGAAGAAAAUUGAGGCGGCUAUCACUGCAAUAUGCCAAAAGAAGCUGAUAGAGUUUCACAAAGAUAAAAACACAUUGAAACCUGCAGAAAUUCAAUGUGUUCUAAUUGAUGCCAGAGAGAAGCCACCUCCAUCAACAAUAGGUGCUUCGAGCGUGUACGUGAUUCUUAGACCAGAUGGUAAAUUCUAUGUUGGACAGACGGAUGAUCUGGAGGGUAGAGUCCAUUCACAUCGUUUAAAGGAAGGAAUGCGGGACACUGCAUUCCUUUAUUUUAUGGUUCCUGGGAAGAGCUUAGCUUGCCAACUCGAAACUCUUCUCAUCAAUCGACUUCCUGAUCAUGGGUUCCAGCUAACUAAUGUUGCUGAUGGAAAGCAUCGGAAUUUUGGCACGUCCAAUCUCUUAUCAGAUAAUGUGACUGUUUGUUCAUAAUUCAACAGCCUUUUGUUUUCCCAUGUACAUGGAAUUGAUGAGAGCAAAAAAUCAGUCGAUCUUCCCGAGGGAUUUAUAUUAUAUAGAUUGAAGAAAUGUGUUGUUGUAGGUGAUGAACACAGGCUGCAGUUGUAACUUUAUAGUUUUACACCAGCAGAUGAGAUCAAAUUUUUGAUGCAGGAAGUGUUUAGGCAUUGUACAUCUUACAUCAAUUUUAUUAGAUGCAGUCUCUGUUCCUUGCU
This is a messenger RNA of Benincasa hispida (wax gourd), 3865 nucleotides long. It is a transcript of the gene MSH1, whose product is annotated as MUTL protein homolog 1. NCBI's taxonomy places the organism in Eukaryota, Viridiplantae, Streptophyta, Magnoliopsida, Cucurbitales, Cucurbitaceae. Gene Ontology annotation, molecular function: mismatched DNA binding; ATP binding. The record is from RefSeq and is a predicted model, not a curated record. Gene Ontology annotation, biological process: mismatch repair.